Neogale vison (American mink) is the source of this 471-nucleotide messenger RNA. It is a transcript of the gene OOEP, whose product is annotated as oocyte expressed protein. Gene Ontology annotation, molecular function: RNA binding. Gene Ontology annotation, cellular component: protein-containing complex; apical cortex. The transcript has 3 exons. Lineage: Eukaryota; Metazoa; Chordata; Mammalia; Carnivora; Mustelidae. Gene Ontology annotation, biological process: embryonic pattern specification; establishment or maintenance of apical/basal cell polarity. The coding region runs from base 1 to 471 and encodes 156 amino acids. The record is from RefSeq and is a predicted model, not a curated record.
AUGGUCGACGACGCAGGUGCUGCUAAGGCCCAGGGGGACGAAUGGACGCCUGCCCAGUCCCUGAACAGACUGCUCAGGUCACCACUUCCAGCACCGCGGAUUCGCACCCGGCCGUGGUGGUUUCCUGUGCAGGAACUGAGAGACCCACUGGUGUUUUACUUGGAGGCGUGGCUGGCUGACUCAAUCUUCGGCCCAGAUCGAGCCGUAAUUCCAGAAAUGGAGUGGAUGAGCCAAGUCCUGCUGACGGUGGACAUAGUUAACUCUGGGGACUUAGUUGAAAUCACCAUCUUCGGGCGGCCCCGUGUACAAAAUCGGGUGAAGAGCGUGCUCCUGAGCCUGGCAUCCUGGCACCAGAAACUUCGUGCCCGAGCUGAGAAGAUGAAACAACUUGAGGAAUUCUUGAAGGCACGUGCAUCAGAGCCCCAGACACCGGAGCAUCCUGUUGCACAAGUAUUUUCAGGAGCAUUGUGA